Columba livia (rock pigeon) is the source of this 3249-nucleotide messenger RNA. Its product is annotated as UDP-glucuronosyltransferase 1A9. Bases 1 to 1602 code for a protein of 533 amino acids. The transcript has 6 exons. Gene Ontology annotation, molecular function: UDP-glycosyltransferase activity. The record is from RefSeq and is a predicted model, not a curated record. NCBI's taxonomy places the organism in Eukaryota, Metazoa, Chordata, Aves, Columbiformes, Columbidae.
AUGGUCCCGGUGCUCAGUGCUCAUGCACGAGUCACAGCGACGCUGGUUCUGCUCCUGUCCAUGCUCAGCUUGGCUGCUGGUGGGAAGCUGCUGGUGGUGCCGGUGGAUGGGAGCCAUUGGCUCAGCAUGCGGGAAGUGUUGGAUGGUCUGAAGCAGAAGGGACAUGAAAUAGUCGUCGUAGCACCUGAAAUCACUCUCCACAUAAAGCCAACAAAGAAUUUUGUUAUGAAAACGUACCCAGUGCCUUUCACGCAGGAAGAGCUGGAUCGCACCUUCUGGAGAACUGGCCAGAAUGCGUUUGAAGAAGGAUCUUUUCUGGAAAGAUUUUUUAAAACACGUGAACUAGUGAAAAAUACCUCUGCCUUGUUCCUGUCUACCUGUUCACACUUACUGUACAACAAAGAGCUUGUCACAUAUCUUAAGGAGAGUCAGUUUGAUGCUGUUUUUACAGAUCCUUUCCUACCCUGUGGGCCGAUACUGGCUGAGCAUCUUUCACUCCCUUCUGUGUUUAUUUUGCAACGCUUACCAUGUGAUUUAGACUUACAAGCCACUCAGUGUCCCAGUCCCCCUUCUUAUGUCCCCAGGGCAUUCACAGAUCAUACAGAUCGCAUGAACUUUCUCCAGAGGGUGAGGAACCUAAUAUAUGACAUCCCAAAUUAUUUUCUCUGUAAUUUUGUUUUUCAACCAUACGCAACACUGGCUUCUGAAUUCCUCCAGCGGGAUGCAACAAUGCUCGAGCUGUUCAGCCACGCGUCUGUUUGGCUCAUGAAAUAUGACUUUGUGUUUGAGUACCCCAGGCCCCUAAUGCCUAAUAUGGUCUUGAUCGGAGGCAUAAGCUGCACUCAGGAAAAAGCGUUAUCACAGGAAUUUGAAGCUAUCGUGAAUGCCUCUGGAGAACAUGGCAUUGUUGUCUUCUCGCUGGGCUCCAUGGUCUCUGAGAUUCCUAUGAAGAAAGCCGAAGAAAUUGCAGAUGCCUUGGGCUCUGUCCCUCAGACGGUUUUGUGGAGAUACACGGGAAAGGUGCCCCACAACCUGCCAAAGAACGUAAAGCUCACCAAAUGGCUGCCACAGAAUGAUCUUCUAGCUCACCCUAAGGCUCGUGCCUUUAUUACCCACGGAGGCUCACACGGUAUCUACGAGGGUAUAUGCAACGCAGUGCCAAUGGUACUAAUGCCGUUAUUUGGAGACCAGAUGGACAACGCCAAGCAAAUAGAGUCACGGGGAGCAGGACUGACGCUGAAUAUACUUGAAAUGACUUCACAAGACAUAUCCACUGCCCUGAAAGCGGUUAUUAAUGAUAAGAAGUACAAAGAGAACAUCAAGCGCCUCUCUGAGCUUCACCUCGACAGACCCAUCCACCCGCUGGACCUGGCCGUGCACUGGGUGGAGUUUGUAAUGAAACACAAAGGGGCCCCACACCUGCGCCCCGCUGCUCACGACUUGAACUGGAUCCAGUACCACUCCCUGGACGUCAUCGCCUUCCUCCUGGCCGUGGUGCUCCUCUCCCUCUUCAUUUCUCUGAAGUGCUGCCUGUUCUGCUGCCGCAGGUGCUGCUCUAAGAAGGGAAGAGCAAGAAAGCCAACCAAAGCAAAGUCUCACUAGCAGAUGGAACCAGUGGUAGGGAAUAAGGACUCUGCUCCAGGCCAGAAGGAUCAGAGAACAUCUCAAAUUUCACUCAAAUAAUUGCCGGCUUUCAGUCAGGAAAUAAUUGUGUUCCUUUAAAUAGCACCAUAGGAGGGGUUGUUUCACUGAUAUAAUUUUUGCUUUUAAUUAAGAAUUGAUUCUUAAAAAUAAGUUGUAUAGAAGUGCUCCAGUCAUUUGAGAAGAUAGUGUGAAGUCCAAGGCUCCCAGAUUCCACGUCUUAGUCUACAAAGGGCUCUAGGAAACAUAGAAUACCUGGUUGGAAGGGACCUCAUGGAUCAUCUUGUCCAACCUUUCCACUCUGCAGGGUGGUUCUCCCUUCCAAAGUGUCUACUUCCCCACUCCCUAUUCACCACCACCCUCUGGGUGCAGCCUGUCAUCCAGUUCCCCACCCACCACAGAGAUUACUUGUGUAGACUGUAACACAUCAGUUUCUCUAGGAGGUGGCUGUGGGAAACAGCACCUAAAGCAUCGGAGAAAUCCAGGCAGACAACGUCCACUGCUCUCCCCACAGCAACCAAGCAGGUUACUUUGUCAUAGGAAGUGAUCUUGACCCAGAGGCAUUUGAAAGGCUUCCACAAUCACCAUAGUUGACUUCUAUACAUUCAAGGCUCUCCUUAACAUAAAGCACUACUCCUCCUCUUCUUCUGCCCUGCCUGUCUUUACAAAACAACCUGUAGUCAUCUAUCGCAGUCCUGCAGAUGUGUAAAUUGUCCCACCAUCUUCCAGUUAUUCCUAUGAUAUCAUAACUUUCAGUCUGGCUAUGGAGCUCCAGUUCCACGUGUUUGCUCCCCAGGCUGUGAGCACUGGUGUACAUACAUUUGAGGUGGCUGGUCUUAUCGUUCUCAUCUCAGGAGACAGCUAAGGAAUGUUUGUCAGUCCUUAGCUCCCAGAAGGCAGCACACCUGUCCUGACUCCCUGUCAGGUCAGCAGAUGGUGCCUCAGUGCCCCUUAACUGACAGUCACCCACUGUGGUAUCCAAUGUGUGCUCCUGGUCCAGUUUCUUCUUGCAGACCCUGCUCAUGGGCCCCUGGGCUGUGGGCCUACGAGGAGGGUGCACAGCCCUUCUCACCCACCCUCCUGCACAAACUGCUGCGCCCUCUUGAUCUCUGUCUGCAUGGCUUGUUCACAACCCUCUUGGUCACUAGUGCUCGCUGGGGCUGUUUGAAUCUCCUGCGGCUGCAAUGGAGAUAUGGCGGGUAUAUAGCGAUUUCAUAAGACUUUGCUUCAAGGGCUUUAGGAGAACAAUUUGCUCUAGUGUAAGACCGUCAGGUUUAUCAAACACUUUGAAAUCUCUGUGUAGUUGUUGUCAUAGAAGAGGCAAAUGUUAUAUGCUUACUGCAUAUGUCACAUAAGCCAAGCUAGAUGCAUAUCUUAAAUGGGUUUUGUGUGUGUUUACAACAUCCUGAACUCAAAGUUUCAGCAGGGAAGUGGCUCUAAAGCCACUGGUAUUUACCCAAGUUCCCCAUCAGGCAGAGUGCUGUAUUUGGAGCUUACCUGUUAGGUGAUGAGACCUUUGUAAGCACCUUCGUUUAUCAAACCCAACUGUUUUACUCUUUGUAAGUGAUGCUCAGGUAAAGACCCAUACCCCAGCCCUAUAAAUAAAUC